Molecule: messenger RNA, 1158 nt
Organism: Paramecium tetraurelia
Lineage: Eukaryota; Ciliophora; Oligohymenophorea; Peniculida; Parameciidae
Exons: 3
Source: RefSeq, a predicted model, not a curated record
AUGAAUUCUAAACUUUUUAGAUAGAGUAAGUCAACUUAAAAAAUACCAUAAUAAGUUUCAUAAUAAAAGAAUCUAGAGUAAGUUUACAUCAAACGACUUCAAGAACAAGAAGCCUUCAUGCCCAAAGACAUCUACAUAUAGAAACAUAAGAGCAUGCAUCAGAUAAUGAAUAAUUAAUAGUCAUAACCAUUGAGAUAUUAUUCUCAUAUCAACGAAAUUAGAUCAAUAAAAGAAUUCAUCUACAUCUCAGAAAAACUAAAACAGAAGAAUAUUGAGAGGAAAAUGCAAGAGAGAUUGGAACUGAAGGGCAAACUGAAUUAAAUCAAGUAAAUUGAAAUAGGAAAAAAACUGCAAUAUUACGUUGAGAGAAAAAUUCGAUUAUUCAUUAAGGAUAGACAACAUGAAGAAAAUCCAUAUAACAAAUCCUUUGAAGCAUUUUAUGAAUUCUAUAGCAAUGAUCCAAAGUUAAAAACCUUCGAAAAGGAAAAAUUACUCAGUGAAUUUAAUAGGCUCUCCUCCUAGGUUCUCAAUGUUCCCGUCAGUAGAUCAUAGCAUGCUAAAAUCACAAUAUCCCCACCUCCUAAAAACAUAUACUAAAUUAAUGAGGAUAAUGAACCCACAUUAAAUGAGGAAGAUGAUGGAACCAGUAAGUUUUUGACCAUGAAGGCAGCCAAUCGACUUUUAGGAAUGAUGAUGGUUGAAAGCAGUAAGGGAAAGAGAACUCCUAUAGUUUGGGCUCUUAACAAAAAGAAAGAACUACAAGAGUUACUCAAUAAACCAUUUGGAGGGAAGAUGAAUUUCACGAUGAACGCCUUCAAUUGGCUAAUAGAUAAUGCCAUUCAGAAAAGCUAGGCUUACAUCAAUAAAAAUUAAGUUGUUGAACAAAAGAGUGUGGAUCCCAAGAAAAUUGGGGAAUUGAUUGAUAAGGGACUUGUUAAUAUUAAGAGAACAUUAAGUAAGAGACCAGCUAGUUCAAAUAAUGUGAGGAGUUGUUAAUAAUUGAAACAUAGAAAUGAUGUAGCCUUAGAAUAUUGCAUUUCGGAACGUGUUAGACAGAAUGUCAUAUAGCAAAAACUGAGGAAUCAAAAGAUGCAAGAGUAAUCAAAAAUUCAGAAAAGUUAUUUAUCAAAUGAUUCUUAUGUGAAUCACUACAUCUGA